AUGGCCGUCAUAUGGGGCCUCGAUCUGAGGGACAUGAAAUGGGGGAAAUUCAAGAGCUCGUACAUGUUUGGCAACAAGGAUUACCAUCUACGACGCACCAAGUUUGUGGUCUACCAGAUCGCAAUGAUAUUCUGCGUCGUCUCCGAGUCUGUCGGCACUGCCGCUCUAUCUGACUAUGUGGACCAACAAGAGAGAAUCGAGAGUUUACAUUCUUCCGCGAGCGUGCACAACGACGACUUCGUCGGGAUUGCCUCUUACAACAUCUUCGUGGGGAUCGCUGUCGCCACGAUCUUCGGCGCGGCCUUCUUCUUCGACCUGUUCUUCCCGGAGCGCUACGAACCCCCGAGAAUUCGCUGGGCAUGGAAGAUCAGUGCCGUAGUGGUCACCAUUAUGACAUUGGCGGACGCAUUGGCUUUGACCGUGAUUGUGGCCACGGGCAAUGCCUGGGUCUCGGCCGAUACUGAAGAUGCCCGAAUGAUUGCAGAAGAGAAGCUCAACCCUCCACUGGUAUACCGACACAAUGCCCGCGCCAUUGCCAGUGUGGUCUUCCUGUGGCUCGGACUGUGCGGGACAAUUGCUAGGUGA
Messenger RNA from Capronia coronata CBS 617.96, 585 nucleotides. RefSeq lists its product as uncharacterized. The record is from RefSeq and is a predicted model, not a curated record. The transcript has 2 exons. The coding region runs from base 1 to 585 and encodes 194 amino acids. Lineage: Eukaryota; Fungi; Ascomycota; Eurotiomycetes; Chaetothyriales; Herpotrichiellaceae.